AUGUGUUUGUACCGCCGGCUUGCCGCCCUCGGGCUUCUCUGUGCUUCAGUGGCCAAGGGCUUGGAUCUCGACACUUUUACAGGUCAAGCUCAAGUUCUUGGCCGGCAACGAGAGAUGAUCCUGAACCAGAAUCAAGGCGAUGAUACGGCCAAGCCCAUGCGCAUGAUGGCUGAGCCAGAGGCAGAUGAUUCAGAUGGGAAAUGCACUAAGAAAAAAGGUUGCAAGCUCGGUUGCUGUGGUCCUCUGGACAAGGAGGGCUUCGGCAUCUGUGGCACUGGCCCCAAGUUCUGUGGUAAAGACUGCACCUCAGAGUGCGACUACAAGUCAGAAUGCGACCCAGGCGGCUGGGGCCUCAAAUACUCCAACUUCACUACUUGUCCACUUAACGUCUGCUGCAGCGACUACGGCUUCUGCGGUACCUUGUCCAGCUAUUGCAAAGGCAAGACAGUUGCUUCACCCAAGUGCGACAAGGCCAAGCACUCAUCUGACAAGAGGACUAUUGGUUACUAUGAGGGCUGGAACUACCAGAGACCUUGCGGUAACAUGGAGCCUGAGGAUAUCCCCCUCGGUUAUUAUACUCACAUCAACUUUGCAUUCGCUCUAGUCAAUCCCGAGACUUACCGCCUUGAUCCGAUGGACAAAGGAACAGCUUCUCGUUAUGGCAGGGUUUCCGCACUGAAGCAGCAGCAGAGUAAUCUCCAAGUUUGGAUCGCUAUUGGAGGAUGGGCCAUGAACGAUCCGGGAAAAUAUCGAACUGUCUUCUCAGAUCUGGCUAAAUCUGAGAAGAAGCAAGAUGCCUUCUUUGACUCACUCAUUACGUUCCUGCAGCGGUAUGACUUUGAUGGCGUUGAUCUCGACUGGGAAUACCCGGUUGCAGAAGACAGAGGUGGCGUUGAAGAAGACUUUGAGAACUACGUUAAUCUCUUGGCCCGCCUAAGGAAACGUCUCAAUUCUUCCGGUCGCAAGUAUGGCUUGACCUUGACACUGCCAGCGUCAUAUUGGUAUCUUAAGGGAUUCGACAUUGUCAACAUGGAAAAGUACCUCGAUUGGUUCAACAUCAUGACAUAUGAUAUCCAUGGCGUCUGGGAUGAGAAUAUCGAGUCUCUCGGUCCCUACGCACAUGCGCAUACCAACCUCACCGAGAUCCAGCAGGGCCUCGAGCUUCUCUGGAGAAACAACAUCAAUCCCGAGCGGGUUGUCAUGGGACUUGGCUUCUAUGGUCGAAGCUUCACCAUGAAGAGCGCCAAUUGUCUCGACGCUGGUUGCGAGUUCAGCGAUGGGGCCAAAGGCGGAGAGUGCACUGGAACCAAGGGAGUUCUCUCAGCGAGUGAAAUCAACAAGAUCAUCAAAAACGGAGGCAAGAUGAAGCUCGAUGAGGAAGCGGCCGUCCAGAUCGUUACAUGGGAUUCGAACCAGUGGGUCUCUUGGGAUGACGCUAAGACGCUUAAGAUGAAGCUUGACUACGCCAACGAGAAUUGUCUUGGAGGUACCAUGGUCUGGGCCAUAGAUUUAGAUGACGGAACGUUGAUUGAGGCUCUCGGAAAGGGGAUCAAGCGCAAGAAGUCCCGUAUCAGCCCCCCACAGAAGGUGGUGACCUGUUUUGGAACUGGAAAUAUUGAUAAGGAUGAGUUGUAA
Molecule: messenger RNA, 1635 nt
Organism: Fusarium redolens
Lineage: Eukaryota; Fungi; Ascomycota; Sordariomycetes; Hypocreales; Nectriaceae
Product: glycoside hydrolase superfamily
Exons: 7
Coding region: 1-1635 (544 amino acids)
Biological process (GO): carbohydrate metabolic process
Molecular function (GO): chitin binding; hydrolase activity, hydrolyzing O-glycosyl compounds
Source: RefSeq, a predicted model, not a curated record